Messenger RNA from Prosopis cineraria, 1541 nucleotides. RefSeq names its product cyclin-D5-1-like. Bases 227 to 1186 code for a protein of 319 amino acids. The record is from RefSeq and is a predicted model, not a curated record. Gene Ontology annotation, molecular function: cyclin-dependent protein serine/threonine kinase regulator activity. The transcript is spliced from 5 exons. NCBI's taxonomy places the organism in Eukaryota, Viridiplantae, Streptophyta, Magnoliopsida, Fabales, Fabaceae. Gene Ontology annotation, cellular component: cytoplasm; cyclin-dependent protein kinase holoenzyme complex; nucleus. Gene Ontology annotation, biological process: regulation of cyclin-dependent protein serine/threonine kinase activity; mitotic cell cycle phase transition.
CCCACUUAAACCAAACGACUGAAAUAUCGCCUCAGUCGCUGCCAAUGAUUCUCAUUACCCAUUUCUCUCUGAUUCUCUCACUCUCUUCCGUUCUUAACUGCCAAACACAUCCUCUCUCAGGUUUCUCCUCUGCGUCGCACCUUCGUCCUUCAAUCUUCCUCUUCUUCGCGCUACCUAGCUGAUACACUCUACACAUGUUAUCUUCGUCUCUAACAUAGUAAUAAAUAUGGAUCAUUCACUGUCCGGCCUUCUCUGCCAAGAAAACCGAGCAGAGGCGGUGGUAGUGGAUGAAGAUUUAUACGUUCAGUUUGAGGAUUCUAAUGCUUCAGAGGAUGAGUAUGUGGACGUUUUAACUGAGAAAGAGAUCGGCCUUGGGUUCGGAAGGGACGAGUCUUCGGUGUUGAGUGAUUGGAUCAAAACUGCUCGCUUGUAUGCCAUCAAUUGGAUUCUCAAAACAAGAGCCACUUUCGGCUUUCGCUUUCAGACGGCUUACUUAUCUGUCACAUACUUCGACCGAUUCCUUUCUAGACGGUUCAUCGAUAGUGAGAGGUGUUGGGCAUUUAGGUUACUAUCAGUUGCAUGCCUUUCUCUGGCUGCCAAGAUGGAGGAGUGCGACGUUCCGGCGCUAUCAGAAUUUCCUUCACAAGAUUAUAACUUCGAAAGCAAAGUGAUUCAGAGAAUGGAGCUUUUGGUGCUUUGCACACUGGACUGGAACAUGAACUUCACCACUCCUUUUGCAUUUUUACCUUAUUUCAUCCCAAAGUUCAGCAACCAAUCCCCUCCGGCUCACAUUUGGUCCAACAUUAUGCAGCUCAUCUUCACAUUAAUGACAGAGGUCAAUUUGAUGGAUCAUAGGCCCUCCGUGAUAGCAGCGGCGGCUACUCUGGUGGCUAUUGAUCCGCAUUUGACGAGAAAAGCCGUAGAAUUGAAGAUGAGUUCGGUUUCUCAAUAUUGGAUUCACGAAAUUGAAAACAUAUAUGCGAGUUAUGAUCUAAUCCAGAGAUUACACAUGGAGAAAACUGAAAGAGACAAGAUGAUGCAAUCCUCGAGUCCUCCUUCGCCUGUGGGAUCGAUGGCAAUCAACAAGCUAGAGGCUUCUGUAGUUAGUUCUGCUGUUACGUCCAAGAGAAGAAGACUCACGUUCACUGAUCACGAAGAAAGUCGAGGCACACACGACGGAAGUUAAAGGAUUCCACAAGGGAAGAUCAGAUUUUGAAUUUGCUUAACAAGUUCCAGAGAUUAUGCGUUCAUUUAAUUUUUUUCUUUUAUAAAGAUACAUAUAUUCUCCUCCAAGGUAAAACGAUGAAAGGAAAGGUGUUUGAUUACUAGUUGACAAAAAAAAAAUGUAUGGGGUUGAUUGAGAGUGUCCCUGAGGAAGAAGCAAAGAGAGGAGGAGGAGGAAACGUGAAUAAAAAUCCUGGCUCUGGGCAAAUAUUGGAGUGCUCAAUGGACCAGGAAGGACAAUUGCCAGAUAUGGCAUGGAAAGCUACAUGAUGAACAUGGCCAAAUAGGCGAUAGCGAUAUGAUACUUUGUUUUGUUU